This is a messenger RNA of Asparagus officinalis (garden asparagus), 2562 nucleotides long. Its product is annotated as zinc finger MYM-type protein 1-like. Lineage: Eukaryota; Viridiplantae; Streptophyta; Magnoliopsida; Asparagales; Asparagaceae. Gene Ontology annotation, molecular function: protein dimerization activity. Bases 1 to 2562 code for a protein of 853 amino acids. The record is from RefSeq and is a predicted model, not a curated record. The transcript has 5 exons.
AUGGGAGAUCGGAACAAAGGGGUCGGCAUCGACGAGAGAACCAAGCCUUCUUCAACGACGUGUCCUUUGCGAGAUCUCCGGCUAAGGCACCAGCGAAAGCUUCGGCAAAGUCUAAUUCUCAUGAAAAGGGGAGGUGAAUUGAUAUAUGCUGGGCCAUUGGGUCAGCAUUCAACUAAAGUUAUUGAGUACUUCGAGGUUGUCGGAAAAUGGGUUUUCGAUGUUUUGGGGAUGAUUGCACUUGCAUGUUCAAGGAUUGUAGCAGAUUCAGAAUUAAAUUUGGAUAUCAUGCCUCCUCGAAAGUAUAUGUCUGGACAUGAUAAGCGGAUAAAGAAACAAAAAAUUGAAGAAUUCAAUCGAUCUCAAGCGGGAGCACUUGAAAAUUUUAUUACUUGUAGUAGAAAUAUAUAUUCUAAUUCAGUUCAAGAUUCGGUGAAUGUUGAAAAUGAGCAACCUGAAAAUCAAGAAAGCGAGGAUUUGGUUAAUGAAAAUUUGAAUGAGAAUAGAAAUUCCAUUGAAGAAGGUGAAGAACAUGAAGAUUCUAAUGAGAAUAGAAAUUUGAAUGAGAAUAGCAAUGUAAAUGAACAUGAAGAAAAUGUAAAUGAACAUGAAGAUUUGGUACAAGAAGAAAACCUUGAAAGAAGGCCUUCAAACAUAAAUGACCCAGGAAAUUGGAAAAAUAUUGAUCAAAGAUUGAGAGACUUACUGUUGUUCAAAAACGAUGCAAACAAAAUUCAAUUGGCAAAUGAUGGAGUAAGAGACUGGAGAAAUCUCAGUGCCAGACUUAAAAGUCAUGAAACAAGUAGUGAACACAUUGUUAACAUGAAGAGUUGGAUUGAAUUAGAGAUCAGAUUACGACAAAAUGCGACAAUCGAUAAAAGUGUUGAAGAACAAAUCAACAAAGAACGAGAACAUUGGAGAAAAGUACUAUUGAGAGUAGUUGAUGUUGUGAAAACACUUGCUAAAAAUAGUUUGGCAUUUCGUGGAGAUAAUGAGAAGCUUUAUGAAGAAAAUAAUAGAAUUUUUUUAAGUAUAAUAGAAAUGAUUGCCGAAUUUGAUCCAAUAAUGAAAGAGCAUGUUCGUCGAGUUCAGGAGAAAGAAAUUCAUUAUCAUUAUCUUAGUCACAAAAUUCAAAAUGAAUUUAUUCUUCGAAUAGCAGAUGAGAUCAAAAGUUUAAUCAUCCAAAAGAUUAAAGAAGCAAAGUACUUUUCUGUUAUUCUUGAUUGUACUCCGGAUGCAAGCCAUGAAGAGCAAAUGUCACUUAUAUUAAGAUGCGUGAAUAUUUCAACAAGCCCAAUAAAGAUGGAGGAGUUCUUUUUAGGAUUUUUAAAGGUGGAUGAUACAUCAGGACGAGGACUUUUUGAAGAACUUGUAAAUAUUUUGCAAGAGCUUAAACUUGAUAUUGGUGAUGUAAGAGGACAAGGGUAUGAUAAUGGUUCUAAUAUGAAAGGAAAACAUAAAGGUGUACAAAGAAGAUUAUUAGAGAUAAAUCCUAGAGCAUUCUACACACCUUGUGGUUGUCAUAGUCUUAACCUUGCACUUUGUGAUAUGGCAAACUCUUGUUCGCAAGCUUUAUCUUUUUUUGGAGUGGUGCAGCGCAUAUAUUCAUUGUUUGCAUCUUCUACAAAACGGUGGAAAGUUCUUACAGAUAAUGUUAAAGGUUUCACACUUAAGCCACCAUCACAAACUCGUUGGGAAGGUCAAGUUGAAAGUGUUAAAGCAAUAAGAUUCCAAGCUCCAGAUAUAAGAGAUGCUUUGAUUUACUUAGCAAGUUCUAGUGAAUAUCCUAAGACAAAAAGUGAUGCUGAGUGCUUAGCAACAUAUGAAAUUGAGAAUUUUGAGUUCUUACUUGGUAUGGUUAUUUGGUUUGAUAUUUUGAAUGCUAUUAACAAAAUAAGUAAAAUCAUGCAAUCAGAGGAUAUGCAGAUUGAUGUUGCUAUAGACCUUUUAAGAGGGCUCAUUUCUUUUUUUGAAAGCUACAGAGAAAAUGGAUUUGAAGCAGCUAUGGUUGAGGCUAAAGAAAUUGCAGUUAGAAUGAAAGUUGAACCCAUUUUUCGUGAACGUCGCAUCAUUCGUAGAAAGAAACAUUUUGAUGAAAAUGCUAGUAAAGAGAUGGCAAUGACAGCUGAAGAAUCCUUUAGAGUCAAUUACUUCAUAUAUAUCGUUGAUCAAGCUCUUUCUUCACUCAAGAGUAGAUUUGAACAGUUUCAACAGUAUGAUGAAUCUUUUGGUUUCUUGUUUAAUUUGGAGAGGUUGAAGUCUGCAGAUAAUGAUAGUUUGAAGUGUUCAUGUCUUAACCUUGAAGAUCUCCUAAAGCAUGACAAAAAUUUUGAUAUUAAUGGGACAGAAUUAUUUUCAGAACUCCAAAUCUUAAGAGAAGCAUUACCAAGAGGAACAAAAAAAGCAAUUGAAGUAUUGAAUUUUAUGGAAAGGCUAAAUUGUUGUUUUCCAAAUGCUUGGAUUGCUUAUAGAGUAUUAUUGACAAUACCAGUUACAGUUGCAUCGGCCGAGAGAAGCUUUUCAAAGUUGAAGCUCAUCAAAUCUUAUCUACGGUCAACAAUGUAA